Messenger RNA from Racocetra persica, 339 nucleotides. NCBI's taxonomy places the organism in Eukaryota, Fungi, Glomeromycota, Glomeromycetes, Diversisporales, Gigasporaceae. The record is from the annotation of a GenBank genome assembly.
AUGACCGAAAAUAUUGAUAAAACAAAUGUAGAUUCCGGGUUAACUAUUAAAUUUAGUGAUGAAGAUGAUAAACCAGUUUGGGAAGAAAUUCAGAAGGUUAUUUUUCAGGAAAAAGAAACCGCCAAACCCAAAACUUACUUUUUAACCGGUAAUAUUUUGGAGAAACUAAAACAAAGAGUCAACAAGAAAGAAAGUAUUAUCGGAGGAAAAACUUAUAAGGUUGAGAGUUAUGGACAAAUUUUUUAUCGUCUAAAAAUAAAUGCUGGAACCCAAGAACGACCAGAUAUUCAUUAUGUUUGGGCUUACAAAAAUGUUUUAGAUGAUCCAGAAGAAGAUUGA